AUGCACGCCGGAAAUCGCAGCAUGGAGGACAUAGUGACAGUCGCCAGCACGAGCACACCAAGCACAAACACGGUUCAUCCCAGUGUUAACGACAUGGACUGGUUCGCCGGCGUAGCCGAGGAAGAACUGCUGUAUUACACGGGCGUAGGGAACGACGUGGACUCGCUUUGGGCUGUGAUAGGGAGCUUCGUGCCACCGCCGCCUAGACCACCUUAUUUACCCGAGGAGGGUGUCACCACCGACGGACUAACCACCUGUGAUUUGUGUUCGUGGGCGUGGAGGAACGACAGGCAUCCCUUUCCCUUCGACGGCACUCUCGAAGCUCCCGGAGAACUAGGAUGGGUGCUCACCUUAGUGAUAGUGUCCCUAGUGUCGGCGGGGAUCGGUGCAGUAGUGAUGGUGACGCUUCUACACUGUCGGAGAAUGAAGAGCGCCGGUGGCAGAGCGGGCUGCUGCAGCGUCGGCGUCGAGGACUCGAACGUUCAGGAAGCCGGCGGCCCAGGUGGCGGAGGCGGGGCUGGCGGUGGCGUGUCCGUUAUACCCGACCGACCACCCCUCGAAUUGGACAAACUGCCCCCUUAUCACGAUGUUGCGCCUAGUCCUGGGCACAAUGUGUGGUCGUGGUUAGGCUCGCGACGCGGCGGUGGUACGCCAGGAGUCGUCACGACGCCUCUGUCUCUUCCGCAACAUAGACGGGCCAUGAAUCUCCCUGUGGAGAACCACUACACCCACAUGCAGACCGACGAGGCGCUCUACGCAGAACUUGACUCGCAAGCCGCGAGCUACGCGAGCGAUCUUCAACUACAAAUGAGAGGAAGCUCGACGUACGGUACAACUUCCGGCGGACAGGACGACGAAUACCACGAGCUGGACGCCGCGAGGUUACAUCGUCAUUACGGCGCUGGCAACGAGGACGGAUCAUUGCAAAGGGACACGCUCCGUACACGGCACAGUAAAAGGUUACAAGAACCGGAUUACGAGAUGUACGAGAACGGGCCGUCGACGCCGGUGCCGCCAGGUCAGAUGCAGCAUCACCAUCACCACCAUCAUCACCACAACCAUCACCAUCAUCACCAGGACCUGCGGAUCGGCAGCAGGAACGGUGAGCAUCCGUCGUACCAAAACACAGCGUACACCGGAAGCGACGCCGAGCCGGACGGACCGACGCUGAGCAGCGCGCCGAGCAGCGCCUACUACAGCGACCUGAGCUCCAACUCGGCGAAUCAACAGAUGCCAGCGGCUGCAUCGUCCAACAACAACACGAACCUCCAUCUGAAUCCGCAGGGCCUAGAAACGCCACAAUAUCGGUUGGCGGCGAUAAACGAAAGUUCGGUGCCGUCAGACUACAUCUAA
Messenger RNA from Colletes gigas, 1353 nucleotides. RefSeq lists its product as uncharacterized. Bases 1 to 1353 code for a protein of 450 amino acids. The record is from RefSeq and is a predicted model, not a curated record. The transcript has 7 exons. Lineage: Eukaryota; Metazoa; Arthropoda; Insecta; Hymenoptera; Colletidae.